AUGCCUGGAAAAAUGACCUUCAAUGUUUAUGAUGAUGUUCAUAAAAAAAAUGCAGAAGGUAUUGAAUAUGACUUAUGGCGUAUUAAUAAUGGUAAAGAUCGUGUUAAUAUGAAACACGAGAAAUUGGCAGUUGGUAAUUCACACGUCCUGGUAGAAGCAAAUAAAGAGGAAGAACUCGGCACUUUCGAAGUUGUAAUUUAUGCUAAAGAUUAUUUUGAUCGUUUUAAUGAAAAUAUCGAAGUAAAAAAUAGCCGAUAUGUUAUUCCUUUUGGUGUUAAGGAUCUUAGCAAAGAUUAUCAUUUAAAUAUUCAUAUCUCACCAGAUAGUUAUACAUGCACCUUAUAG
Molecule: messenger RNA, 345 nt
Organism: Adineta steineri
Lineage: Eukaryota; Metazoa; Rotifera; Eurotatoria; Adinetida; Adinetidae
Source: the annotation of a GenBank genome assembly